Arabidopsis thaliana (thale cress) is the source of this 1842-nucleotide messenger RNA. RefSeq names its product Serine/Threonine-kinase ULK4-like protein. The transcript has 3 exons. Gene Ontology annotation, biological process: cytokinesis by cell plate formation; phragmoplast assembly. Gene Ontology annotation, molecular function: microtubule binding. Bases 1 to 1494 code for a protein of 497 amino acids. NCBI's taxonomy places the organism in Eukaryota, Viridiplantae, Streptophyta, Magnoliopsida, Brassicales, Brassicaceae. The record is from RefSeq and is marked reviewed.
AUGGAACUUGAUUUUGAUGAAAACGAUGAUGAUGAGGGACUUGAUGAAUCAGAAGGAACCGAGAACACCUCUUGUGCACAAGAAGAAAGAGUUAUGAGCCAAAAUGAGGGUCACAGAAGACAAGGAGUUAUAAGCAGUAAUGUCCCCGAUGAGAACUCGUCUGCAAAUGAAAUACCAACCUCGGGUGAAGCAAGAGAUUGCCAUGCAGAGCAGUCAGAGCCAAUGGACGUGUCAGCUGCGCCACUUAGUGCUAGUCCUCAACUUAAAACUCACCGAGGAAGAGAAAUUUCUGGCAGUGCACGAGAGCAGCAAGUCUGCUUAAAUCUUCUGAACAUGGCUAUGAUUGGAAGUCAUCAUACAUUCACAAGCUUUGGAAGGCAUCUCGUGACAUUGACAGAGGAGAAAAAUCUUUUCCCUAGUUUACUCUCCAUCAUAGAGCAAGGAACGGAAGUUCUGAGGGGGAAAGCUCCUCUCUUUGUUGCAUUUCUCUGCAAAAACAGUAGGCGUUGGCUGACAAAUUUCUUCUGCAAUGCAAGAUUUCUUCCUGUGGUGGACAGAUUAGCUAAAGAGAAAGACAGUUACCUGCAACAAUGUCUUGAGGCAUUUGUGAAUGUAAUCACCUCCAUAAUACCGGGGUUGCUGGAUACAAUAACCAAUGAUAUCCAACAGCUGAUGACUGGAAGACGCCAUGGACCUGUCUCUCCCCUUAACAGUCGAGCUUCUGUAAAGACUAAUGCACACCUGUUCCCUGUGGUUCUUCACCUUCUCGGAAGCUCUUUGUUUAAGAACAAGAUGGUAACUCCACAAGUCCUAAGGCAGUUGGCAAAUCUUACAAAACUUGUGGAAGCAUCGUUUCAGCUCAAAGUAGUGAGGAGAAUCGGAAAUCUGUUUGAAUUCGUGAAUGCCAAAGACAUGGAAGAUUUCCUAGAACCCACUUUAAGUCUCUGCAGAGCUUUUCUGCUACGGUCACUUGGGAACAAGAUAGGUCUCAGCUCCAACUACACGAAAGAGCCAAUGCUUUUAUCAGAGACAUCGUUUACAUUCGAGGUUGAUCCACAGGAAUGCAUAAGAGACAUUGCAGAUUUCGGUAGCAACAUUGGCCUAUUCUUACACUUUGCAGGUUUAGAUGACGACACAAGCAUCGCAGUCGCAGAUAUUGCCUCUGAAUGUGUUGUGUUGCUACUCAAAGCCGCUUCGAGAGAAGCCACGACAGGAUUUUUAACCAAUCUUCCUAAGAUCACACAGAUUCUGGACUCAUGGCGCAGGAGGAAGAGCACAGAGCUACACUUGUUGGUUCUGAAGAGAGUCUUGCAUUGUUUGGGUUAUGCUUGCAAGCAGUAUCUAUCGCAGGCGAUGAUUUUGUCGAUAUCGGGACACGAUAUCUCGAAGAUCAACGCCAUUGUCUCGGAGAUGAAGAACUCAGACGUCGCUGGUCUUAAUAGUGUCGCUUCACUCGUUGCCAUGGAGUUGCAGAGAUUACCUCGUUGUGUUUGAAGUCAUCUGAACAAAGGUAACAACAGUUAAAUGAUAAUUAAGUUAUUUUUAUCAUUGUUAAGUCUUUCUACAAUUUCUUUAUCUCUUGUUGUUAAACCAGGAUUAACGACAAUGACGCUGAGCUGUAGAUUUUGAAACCCAGAAUCAAGAUUUGUCUCUUUUAAUGUGUAUUUCUCUUCAUUACAACUUUUGUACCACUAGUUCAAUCUACUUCCUUAGUAUUAUCUUCUUUGAUUGGUAACAUGAGUUAUCAUUAAGUUGAAUUAUGGGCAUAACUAAUAAAUAGUUCAAAAAUGUUACCAAUCAUGAACUAAAUAAUUUUUUUUGAAGUUAAGUUUGAGUUACAAU